This is a messenger RNA of Adineta ricciae, 3150 nucleotides long. The record is from the annotation of a GenBank genome assembly. Lineage: Eukaryota; Metazoa; Rotifera; Eurotatoria; Adinetida; Adinetidae.
AUGAAUGUAAACGACGAUGACGAAGUAAAAACGGCACUAGCCUGUGCACAUCAAUUAAAAAACGAUAUUUGUCGAAGUGCAGAAAAAUUUAAACGAUUACGUUCGAAAUUCUUACCCGUUCUUCAAGAGAUUGAUAGGUCUCAUGUUAGUGGUUCUAAAAAUGAAUCACCAACAACAAAUAGUGACACAACCAUCGAUAAUUGCUUCCUACAGGUAUCGGACAGUAUUAUCGACGAACAUAACAAUACAAAUCGACCAUCUUUAGUUGUCUUUGGAUCGAAUUCGUGCGGAAAAACAGCGUUUAUUCAACGUUUUCUUGGCAUAGGAAGAAUAUUACCGUCAGACAUCGGAUCAAUCACAGCACGCAUAGUUCAGUUAACAUAUGCAGAAGGUGGCCAAGCUCGUUGUCGUGUUUAUGAUACAAAUGAAAAAACACAUCUCCUCAUUGACGAUGAUCUAUCGUCAUUUUUUACCGAACCGGAUAAUUACGAUUGGGAGGGUCUGACGAACAAAAUUUUAGUUCAUGUUAAACGUCCAGAUAACAUUAAGGAAGAAACGCCUGAAUUUACCGAAUGGGCCAGAUACUUCGUGGAAAUUUCACUUCCUUCAAAAGUUCUCGCAUUAGGUAUUGACGUUUAUGAUACACCGGGAUUUCUUUCCAGUAAUCGCGAGCAAGUUCUAACUGAUAAUUUGCACGAAUUAGUCAAACGUAUUAAACCAACGUUAGUUUUUCUGUACGACAAUGCGACAAUCGGUGAUACUGAUAAAAGCUGCUUUUUGGCCAUGAAACAUGCCCUCGGCUCGAUGGAACGUGUUUCUGUGUUCUUUUUAAAUACAAAAGCUGAUUGUAUAUCGAUUGCGAAUGAUUAUGGUCUUGAUGACGAUCCAGAGAACGUUACCGAGAACCUUUUUCAAGAAGCACUUCUUGAAAAACGACAGAAAUGUUACGAACUGCUUCUUCGACGACGCGAAAUGGCAAGCGAAGUACUUGGUCGUUUACCAAAUUCUGUCACUGAAUGCACGUGUUUCGACAUAUGCACUGUACCAAGAGAUUUUGAUCCCUGGCAAACAUACACUGAUACAAUUAACACAGGUACCUUCCGACGCAUUGUUAAGUUCACCGCCGAAGCUUAUUCAAUGCCUACAUUGGCAUUGGCGCGCGAUGUAUUGGCAAUAGUAAAUGAUUAUUUCGAUUUAGUGAAAUCAUUUACAGUUCGAACGUCGACUCAACUUGAUGCUUUGCGUCAAGAAUCGCUAGAGUGGAGCAAGAAAUUCUUUGACGAAUACGAAAACUUAUUACCAUCUCUAAUCGAUGCUUUAAUGGCGAAUAUCGAGAGAUUAUUUCAAGAACUCAAAGGACAAAUAGUAACUCAAGCCACAUUGAUUACACGGACUGGCGAUCGAAUCGAUGCACUGCUACAAGACAAAUCGAAACGUAUACAAGAUUACAUCAGAUUAGCCGUCCAAGAGCAAAUUAUCAAAGUAGCAGCAAAUGAUGUCAUCAUUUCCAAACGAGAUGAAGUUAUGUCCUUAAUCGUUGAUCAUUUUCAACGUCCAAAGGGUCAACGGAGAAAUGAAUUGUUGACACGUGCUCAACAGCAUGUUUUAAGUGAUCUAUCUGCGGAAAUAUUAGAAAAAACAACUUUAUUCAACUUGUUUCUCAAUGGUCUGAUCACAAUACCACUGGUGUGCACACGUUUUUUCCGUAGUUUACCUACACGCUUUAGUACAUACCGCAAGGAAAUAUAUAAUCGAUUCGUUGAUACCCAGAUCCAGAAAGGCGAUAACAAUGACGACGUCUAUAAACUGCUCGACGCCAUGGAUACUUAUUCUACCUUAUCGAAUGAAGCAGGACGUCGUACACUUGCAGAGCGUUAUCUAGCAGAAUUAUCCGAUAAAAUUAAGAGGCAAAAAGACAUAUUUAAUUAUAAUUUACAAUUAUGGAUAAGUAAUCAGAAAGAAUCAUUCAAUAAGAAUAUCGAAGCCAAUUAUAACUAUAUUAAAAAUCAUCUUUCAGAUCAACGAGAAUGUUACAAUAAGCUUUCGAACUUUUUCAGUUCAUUCGCAAAGAUCGAAUGUCAAUUGUUAGCAGCCAUCGAACUCCAUAAACGUGACGGCAUUCGCCCUAUUCUUGGCGAAGAACUAGGACGAGGUGGUUUCUACACUGUUUAUACAGCACAAUGGCAUAACGAUGACAAACUAGCUGUGAAAAAGUUACUUGGUGCAACAGCUAGCAACAAUAGCAUCGUAGCCAUUGAAGCGCAUGUACAUCGAGUCGUCACUCUUCUCUCUAUUGACCACGUUGUUCCACUACUUUAUACGUAUGAAAAUAUCGUGGAUAAUGCUCAACGAGAGCUAUGGCUAAUAAUGCCUAGAUAUGCCAUGUCAUUGCAACAAUAUCUGAUUAAAAAUAUGAAUAAUCUUGAUUUCGUUCGCGUUGUUAGUUUUGCUCUUACGAUUGCGACUACUCUCGCAGAACUUCAUCGUCUUGAGAUUGUUCAUCGAGAUCUGAAAGCAAGCAAUGUGAUGCUUAAUGGCGAUGAUCAAUGCUAUCUGAUCGAUUUUGGCACAGCCAAAUUUGGUUUAACUAGUGCUACUGUUUUAGGCACUGCACCACUAUCACCCGAGAUGAUUGCCACACUUUCAACUCAAGAUGUCAGCUGUACAACAUACGAUGGUGCUGCAGCUGAUAUCUACUCGUUCGGAGCUCUUCUGUAUGAAAUGCUACCCAAACCCCAUUAUGAGCGGCUCGACAAUCAAAGAGUUUCACAAUUAAAGCAACUAUUACGUUUGAACCCGAAAUCUGAUGUAUAUACAGAACCUUACGAAAAACUCAUUUGCCGAUGUCUUAGUCAAAGCCCAGAAGAUCGGCCAACUGCAAUAGGAUUAGUAUCGGAUCUGAAAGAUAUCCAAGCGAAAACAGAAAUCAAGCCGUGCAUGGUAUGUGAAGAACGACUUCGUAGUAUACGUGUUCAACCUUGUGGACACAAAUCAUCAUGUGCACAAUGUUGGGAGACAUGGUCGAGAACGUCAGUGGGGAACGUAAGGUGUAUCAUCUGUAAAAAGCUUGUUGCACAUCAUACACAGGAUGAUAUCAACGCUACAUACGCCAGUAGUCAACAGAAUGCAGCAAAUAAUGGCACAUUUUAG